GUCUGUCUCUCUCUCUCUCAACAUCGUGUGGAAACGUUUCAUUAUCAUCUGAAGAUUCAUCUCAGGAGAUUUCGAUCAGAUCUGUGAUGUAUUUGACCUGCAUUGCUCUGAUCUGAUCCGUUCAAACACAAGUCUGUAAGUUCAAAUUUUGAAUUGGUGAUUUUGGUUCAAUCUGCUUGAGGAGAUUCGAGUCCUACUGCUUCGUGGUUCUAACAUUGUUCGGAUCUGACUUGAGGAAGCUUGGUGUUUUGUGAUUUAACCAAGAUUUGAAUCGAGAUAUUUGGGAUGUGUUUUUGCCUUUUUGGCGUUUGCUGAUGUUUGUGAUAUAUUAGAGAAAGGAGGUAGAGGUACAUAGUACAUACACUCGCUUGAUUUUGACGGAGUUUGUGAGAUAAGUAUGGCGUCUUCGAUUUCGGCCAUAAGUGAGGAGCUUGGCGAGAUUGACGGACAGAUAGCUGAUAUUUUUCGAGCACUUUCAAAUGGAUUUCAAAAGUUUGAGAAGAUCAAAGACUCAAGUAGGCAAAGUAGGCAGUUGGAAGAGCUCACUGGAAAGAUGCGUGAGUGUAAAAGGCUUAUUAAAGAGUUUGAUAGAGAAGUCAAGGAUUUAGAACAUACAGUUGGCCCUGAUACCAGCAAGAUUCUGAAUGAGAAAAAGCAAUCCAUGGUCAAAGAGUUGAAUUCCUAUGUUGCACUCAAAAAACAAUAUGCAAGCAACAUUGAAAACAAACGAGUUGAUCUUUUUGGGGGGCCGGCUGAAGGAUUUGAGGAAGAUAAUAAUGGCUUGCUAGCCUCAUCUAUGACAAAUCAGCAACUAAUGGACAAUGGUCAUCACAUGAUGGAUGAAACUGACCAAGCUAUUGAACGUUCAAAAAAGGUUGUCCAUGAAACUGUAAAUGUUGGAACCGAGACUGCAGCAGCACUUAAAGCACAGACAGAACAAAUGAGUAGAAUUGUGAAUGAACUUGACUCGAUCCAUUUUUCAAUCAAGAAGGCUUCUCAAUUAGUGAAGGAAAUUGGUAGGCAGGUUGCAACUGAUCGAUGCAUUAUGGCCUUACUCUUCCUUAUUGUGGUUGGUGUCAUAGCUAUCAUUAUUGUGAAGAUUGUGGAUCCAAACAACAAAGACAUUCGGGAUAUUCCAGGAUUAGCCCCUCCUGCUCCUAGUCGAAAGCUUCUAUGGAUCACUGAUUAAGGGCAUGAGUGUGAUAAAAUUAAAAGUUUGAAUGGAUGCAUUGUGGGCUUUUUGGUAAAUCUCUUUCUAAAUUACAAGAAACAGCAGGUGGUGAUCUGACUACGUAUGACCUAGGAAGGGGUAUUUGUGUUUGUUUUGUGUUGGCAGAUUUUUGUUUGAGAAAAAAGUUAUCGGGUUUUGGAUGGAGGGAGACUGUAUACAAAUAUUCACAUUUUGCCUUUCUUAUUGGGUUAUUAUUAUACAAAGACUUUCUUUUUUGAACACGAUGUACUUUUUUUUUUUUUUUU
Messenger RNA from Lactuca virosa, 1476 nucleotides. The record is from the annotation of a GenBank genome assembly. NCBI's taxonomy places the organism in Eukaryota, Viridiplantae, Streptophyta, Magnoliopsida, Asterales, Asteraceae.